Messenger RNA from Gastrolobium bilobum, 2746 nucleotides. RefSeq names its product microtubule-associated protein 70-2-like. Gene Ontology annotation, biological process: cytoskeleton organization. The record is from RefSeq and is a predicted model, not a curated record. Gene Ontology annotation, molecular function: microtubule binding. The transcript has 11 exons. Lineage: Eukaryota; Viridiplantae; Streptophyta; Magnoliopsida; Fabales; Fabaceae. Bases 417 to 2291 code for a protein of 624 amino acids.
ACUCUCACUAUUAACACAAAACAACAAACCCUUCUCUCUCUCUCUCUCUCUCUGCAAAGUGCAAACUUUACUCACUUAAACUCAUUUUGUUAUUUUUUAAUUCAUUUGUUAAAUCUCACUCUCUCUCACUCUCACUCUAAAACAAACACACAAUCGAAACCAGAUUUAAAUCCCAAUCUAGAGAGAGAAACAAAACAAGACAAAACAAUACAAGCAGAAGAAUAAGAGAGAAAGAACCAAAAGCAUCUAUUCUCUCUCUCUAAACCAUCACUUUCUAGGUUGCACUUUCUCUCUCUGUGUAUAUGAUAUGUAAUGUUUGUUGUGUGUGCGUGUUUGAUUUGAAAUCUGGUGUUGUGAGCAUUUGGAUGUGUGUGAGAGAGAGAGAGAGGAGGGGUUAGGCACCGGUUAGAUCGGAUAUGGCGGAGUUUUCCGGCGACGGGGGAGGUGUGGCGACGCCGGCGGCGCUUACGGUGUCGGGAUCGUUCAAGGAAGGGAAGGGUUCGUCGAGGAGGCGCGGCUCCAUGAGGCCGCCGAGCAUGGACGCCGACGAGUUCAUGAACCUGUUGCACGGUUCGGAUCCGGUGAAGGUGGAGCUCAAUCGCCUCGAGAAUGAAGUUCGAGAUAAGGACAGGGAAUUAUCAGAAGCACAGGCUGAGAUCAAAGCCUUGAGGCUAUCUGAACGACUCAGAGAAAAGGCUGUUGAAGAGCUGACCGAAGAACUGUCAAAGGUUGAAGGGAAGCUAAAACUAACCGAAUCUCUUCUAGAAAGCAAAGUAUUGCCUGGAGCCUCUAUGCACUUUAGUAAGAAUCUUGAAAUAAAGAAAAUCAACGAUGAAAAGAAAGCAUCAAUGGCAGCUCAGUUUGCAGCUGAAGCCACUCUUCGAAGGGUCCAUGCUGCUCAGAAGGAUGAUGACAUGCCUCCAAUAGAAGCAAUUCUUGCUCCUUUGGAGGCUGAACUCAAGCUUGCUCGGCAAGAGAUUGCUAAACUACAGGAUGAUAACAAAGCUUUAGAUCGUCUUACCAAAUCUAAAGAAGCGGCACUACUUGAAGCUGAGAGGACUGUUCAGGUUGCCUUGGCUAAGGCCUCCAUGGUGGAUGAUCUCCAAAACAAAAAUCAAGAGCUAAUUAAACAGAUUGAGAUUUGCCAGGAAGAAAAUAAAAUUUUGGACAAAAUGCAUAGGCAGAAGGUUGCAGAGGUUGAAAAGCUCACCCAAACUGUAAGGGAGCUGGAAGAAUCUGUCCUUGCAGGUGGAGCAGCUGCAAAUGCUGUGAGAGAUUAUCAGCGGAAAGUUCAAGAGAUGAAUGACGAAAGAAAAACUCUUGACAGGGAGUUGGCCCGUGCCAAGGUAACAGCAAACAGAGUAGCUGUUGUGGUUGCAAAUGAAUGGAAAGAUGCUAAUGAUAAAGUGAUGCCUGUCAAACAAUGGCUUGAAGAGCGUCGAUUCUUGCAGGGAGAAAUGCAGCAGCUUCGUGACAAGCUUGCUAUAGUUGAGCGCACUGCAAAGUCUGAAGCACAGUUGAAAGAAAAAUAUCACUUACGACUUAAAGUGCUCGAGGAGAGUAUGAGAGGAAGUUCUAAUAGUAGUAAUCGCAGCACCUCGGAGGCAAGAAGUGUGAGCAAUGGUGCUUCUCGUCGUCAAUCCCUAGGUGGAGCUGAUAACAUCUCAAAAGUAACCUCUAAUGGGUUCUUGUCUAAGAGAACACCAUCCUCUCAACUGAGGCCAUCCCUAUCUUCUAGCACAAUUUUGAAGCACGCCAAAGGAACUUCUAAAUCUUUUGAUGGUGGCACAAGGACAAUGGAAAGGGGAAAAAUUCUGCUGAAUGGAACACCUCCAAGUUACUCGUUCAACCAAUCUCUUGAAGAAACCAAAGAGAGAGAGCCAAAUGACAACUGGAAAGGAAAUUCAGAUGAUAAGCCAAAUGACAUCCCAACAGUGGAUAAAGAUGACAGUGUUCCAGGUGUUUUGUAUGACCUACUGCAGAAAGAGGUCAUAGCCUUGAGGAAAGCUGGUCAUGAGAAAGAUCAAAGCCUAAAAGAUAAAGAUGAUGCUAUUGAAAUGUUAGCAAAGAAGGUAGACACAUUAACCAAAGCCAUGGAAGUUGAGGCAAAGAAGAUGAGGAGGGAAGUAGCUGCCAUGGAAAAGGAGGUAGCUGCGAUGCGUGUGGACAAAGUGCAAGAGAACAGAGCAAAGCGUUUCAGCAAUGUAAAGGCCCCUGUAAACAGUGCUCAGCAUCAGCUAAUUUCUGGAAGAAAUGUGACACGGGGAGGAUUAACACGCAGCACCCAAUGACAAUAAGUCUAUUACAGCGGCACGUGGGAGUAAACUUUCAUAGGGAUCAUUCUUCUGCCCUUCUCUGUUUUUUUCCUUUUUUCUUCCUUUUUUUGUCCACUUGAUUAUAAGAUUGUAACUGGCAUGCCGAGGAACAGUGUUGCUGAUAUUGGCUAUGGAUUGGGGAUAAGAAAACAAUUUCUGGAAUCGGUAUGCAUCUGACCUAGACUGUUAUAUCUAUGCUUAGAGAGAUCGGCUAAGAAGGCAGGCAAUGGAAGACCUUUAACUUGGGCUAACCUUUCAACUUUUCUUUGAGUGGUUGUGUGGUUGUAUAGGUAGCUUUUUCCCUCCUUUUUUGCAGUUUAUAUUUGUAAUACGCAGAUAGCGUGAUUGUGUUGGUCCAGAUUUGUUAAUAUCUUUGUAACCAGAUGGAGAUCUAAGCUUAUUUGGUUGUGUUAUACGUUCAUAAUUUCAAG